AUGCCGAGCAUUAAAGCAACGAAAGUGCUCCAGAAACGCUCCGAUGCCGCCUUGGAAUCUUUUCAUGCUUACUAUGUGAAGAUUUGGGGCGAAGGGAGAUGGCACAAUUCGCUGUUCCCUGCUCUAAGUCAAUCGACACGCUAUUGUGCGCUGAUCAAUCAGUUUGGGAAUGCUAGUGAGACGAUGUCGUUCCUUCAGGAGGGUGCAGAUGAUCAGCUCAAAGAAGAGGAUUGCUUACAGUGUUUGAGGCAAAACAUGGGUGAGUCUGCUGGGAAGCUCUCGGUAGUAACGAGGUCGUCUGACAAGACCUUCCCUCGCGCUAGGCUGGUCGAAGGGUUACACCCAGAAGAGACUGUGCUCAGCCAUUGGGCAUUGGAUUUUGCAUCCGUGCUGGCAGCCAGUAUUCUGAAUGUGGAACCCCGUGAUCGAGUGUUAGACAUGUGUGCUGCACCAGGUGGUAAAUCUAUUGUCCUCGCCCAGCUACUUUUUCCCACUCUGAAGUCGGACGAGGAGAAUGAUCAAAAGUCGAUUCUGCAUUCCAAUGAAUACGACUCAAUGCGUUGCAAAAGACUUACCUCGAAUCUACAAGCUUAUUUGCCCAAGAUAUUAUUUGCUAACAAAGCAGUCAAGGCUUUGCAGCUAGAUGGCUCUACCAAGACGGUAGUGAACGAGCUGCCAUUAGGAGAGGGUGGUUACGACAAAGUAUUGCUAGACGCACCCUGCUCUUCCGAGAGACACAUCGUUCACGCAUACCUUGCAGCGCGAUCGAGCGGCCGGAUUGCGGACGAGAUGGCAAAUUGGAAACCAAGUCAUUCGAAAAAGCUGGCGAAAACUCAAGGCGCUUUACUGAUGACAACCCUGAAAGCUGUCAAGAUUGGUGGCAGCGUCCUAUACGCGACAUGCUCUAUUUCAAUCGAGGAAAAUGACGGCGUCAUUGAGGCAACUCUCGAUGCUUUGGGGCGAGAGCAAGACAAAAAUCACAAUCGAGAAUGGCAGAUACAAGUUGACAGGCAAUUGGAGGAUCGUCUCGAAGCAAAAGCGACAUUAGACAAGUUCUCAGAAACCACGAAACAUGAAACAGAAAUUGUGAUCGGGUAG
Messenger RNA from Lithohypha guttulata, 1098 nucleotides. RefSeq lists its product as uncharacterized. The transcript is spliced from 2 exons. The record is from RefSeq and is a predicted model, not a curated record. The coding region runs from base 1 to 1098 and encodes 365 amino acids. Gene Ontology annotation, biological process: rRNA methylation. Gene Ontology annotation, cellular component: mitochondrial large ribosomal subunit. Lineage: Eukaryota; Fungi; Ascomycota; Eurotiomycetes; Chaetothyriales; Trichomeriaceae. Gene Ontology annotation, molecular function: RNA methyltransferase activity.